AUGGCUUCUUCAAUGCUUCCCUUUACCUCUGCAUGCACACAAACAGCUGCUACGUCCACCAACACAUUCUUAAAUCCUUCUUCCACCUUCCUCUCCAAUUCCAAACCCUUCUCCCAUCGAUCCUCCAAGAACCAAAACCACCACGGUUUCAGAGUCUCAUGCAACGUUGCACCGGCAGAUCAUGACGACGAUACUAAUAAUCCGAAAUCACUCAUAAUCCCAGCAACCCAAAAGCUCAUACUGCCCAAUGUCGACCGGAGGAAUCUUCUCGUGGGCCUCGGCGGCCUCUACACCACCGCCAACUUCGCUUCCUUGCCGCUCGCAUUAGCUGAACCCAUAAUAGCUCCUAACAUCUCAAGCAGUUGCAAGACCGCCGCCAUGGGAAUCGGCAACAUGAAAGACGCUGUAAGGACCCGAGCCUGUUGUCCGCCGGGAAAAGACAAGCCCAUUAAGACGAAGUUCGGGAUAACGGAGCUGUUGGAGGACACGGAGGCUGAAGGCGACGAGUUUGUAUUGGUGAAACUGGUACCCAAGGUAGGGUGCGAAGAUCUGACCAUUUCGGAGAUCAAGAUCGAGUUGGUUUGUAAUGCUUAA
Molecule: messenger RNA, 594 nt
Organism: Cynara cardunculus var. scolymus (artichoke)
Lineage: Eukaryota; Viridiplantae; Streptophyta; Magnoliopsida; Asterales; Asteraceae
Product: polyphenol oxidase latent form, chloroplastic-like
Exons: 2
Coding region: 1-594 (197 amino acids)
Molecular function (GO): catechol oxidase activity
Source: RefSeq, a predicted model, not a curated record